AUGUUCUUUGCUGUAGUAUUCGCCUUUCGCUUUGCUCGGUCAAUUGCCAAUCUCGUCGCCAACACGCGUUAUAAGUCGAUUCCAAUUCCUAAGAAGCCUACGUACAAGCCUUCUGAUGUCACCGUAAUCAUCUGUACGACUGACCUGGCCUCGAAGACCUUCCAUAAGGUGCUCGACUCGAUCUUGAUCCACCAGAUUCAUCGCCUUAUCAUUGCCACGGCGGGGGAGAAAGUCCAUGUCGACAAGAAGGCCUUCGACAAGAAGUAUACCGACCCUCGCAUUCAAUUCCUCUGGCGUGCUGAGCCAAACCGUCGCGAGCAGACGGCACAGGCUAUGGAUUUCGUAAAGACGAAGCUUAUGAUCACGCAGGACGACCAUAGCUGGUGGCCGGCGUCACCAAAGUUCCUCGCGUCCAUGCUGGCUCCUUUCGAGAACCCCAAGGUAGGCGGCGUUGGCCCCGUUCUAGAGGCCAUCAAUCACGAGCACCCACUGUCUGCGAAGGGUUUCUGGAAUUUCAUGGGCUGCACUUAUCUUCUCCGCCGCGCACAUGACCCCAAGUUCAAGCAGGAGUAUCUCAAUGAAUACAUCUGUUAUGGUAAGGUCGGACGUCUCGCCGCGGGUGACGACAAGUUCCACACUCGCUGGCUGACGAACCACGGUUGGGAUGUCGCUAUCCAAGGCGGACCUGAGUCAAUCAUGGAGACUGAGCUUGGGGAGUGGCCCAAAUUCCUGGGGCAGUGCGUUCGCUGGAACCGUAGCACCUACCAGUCCAACCCUCGUGCACUGUUCACCGAGGGCACUUCUCUUCGUCGAUUCCCCUACACGUCCUACAGCAUCCUGAUCUAUUCCUUCUUCCGCUUCUCGUUCCUGUACGAGGUUGUCUUGACAGCGCUUCUCUGGAUGGCUCUUCGAGAGGCAGGUGCCCAGGACUGGCUCCGGGUCGCUUUUGCAGCUCUCAUGGGAUGGUGCACGCUGAUGAAGUUCGUCAAGAUCUGGCCGCACUUCCGCAAGUACCCCAAGGAUAUCCUGUACUUCCCUGGAUACAUUCUGUUUGGCUGGUACUGCACCUUCAUCAAGCUGUAUGCGAUCUACACCUUACGUGAGACGUAUUGGGCGACCGCCGCCGAAGCAUUCAAGCGUCGUACCGAAGCGCAGAACGGAGAGGAUAAGGCUGCCGUCAAUGGCAAUGGCAAGGCUACCCCGAAUGCAGGCAAUGGCCACAAUGGGAAGGAUACGCGCCAAAAGCUCCGCAUCGAGUAG
Westerdykella ornata is the source of this 1260-nucleotide messenger RNA. RefSeq lists its product as uncharacterized. Lineage: Eukaryota; Fungi; Ascomycota; Dothideomycetes; Pleosporales; Sporormiaceae. The record is from RefSeq and is a predicted model, not a curated record. The coding region runs from base 1 to 1260 and encodes 419 amino acids. The transcript has 2 exons.